AUGGCUUUCACCAACAAAAUCGCAGCUGCAUUCACCCACGAUGUCACUAACGACCUCGGCCAAUAUGUAAUGCCACAUCUGAUCGAGUGGUGGAAAGUCGUCAGAGCAGAGCAUGAUUAUCACUACAAGCAAAUAGCAGAGCUCAAAGCCUUGAUACGACAAGCCGAUAAAGCGAUCGCACCGGCCAAAAAGCGAGACGGCCCACAAUCAAUCGUAACGAAGCGCUUGAUUCAGCACAGGCGCUCUUCCCACGAAAAUGUAAAACCAUUGGAAGACAAGAUAUACCUGCUGAGACGUCAUCUAGCUUCUUUCGACAAAAUCUUCAAUGCAGCCAUCGAGCCCUACUCUCGCGCCUCCUCCCUCGCACUCACCUCCGCCCUCUACGCAAAAUGCCCCCGCGAGCUACGCGAUAUGGUGUACUCGCAUCUCCUCGAGGGCGCCACCCUCAGUGACCAAUUCGCGAAACAAGUCUGGCUCCCCUAUGAGUCAGUGGACUACUCUUUCCCAAUCUUUCUGAACCCAGAAUAUGUCUAUGAAGAAGUGGUGUCAGAGAUGAUGCACAUCCUCGCGAAACGAUUCACACCGACACGGUCAAAACUACGUGCAUUCUUCACAACAAGCGAUGUUGAGCUCGAGUUCGCCGCCUCGGAAUUCUUCAGGCAUCUGCGCGAGGCGACGUUUCCAAAUACUGUGUUUGCGACGCCGCCUCUGAGGAGUGAUGCGGAGAAGAUGAGGGCGGCUGAGGAGCUGUAUGGAAGGUACUGUCGUGGAGGCAUGUUGAAGCCGACUUGCAGGUUCGUGACGAAAGUGGCGAAGCGAGAGGAGGUGGAAUGGUGA
Messenger RNA from Didymosphaeria variabile, 837 nucleotides. RefSeq lists its product as uncharacterized. The record is from RefSeq and is a predicted model, not a curated record. Bases 1 to 837 code for a protein of 278 amino acids. The transcript is spliced from 3 exons. NCBI's taxonomy places the organism in Eukaryota, Fungi, Ascomycota, Dothideomycetes, Pleosporales, Didymosphaeriaceae.